AUGGCUUCUCAUCUAAAAGAUGUUGUAAAAUCAACUAUGUCAGAUCAAAUACGUAAGGAGUUGUGUGAGUACAAGAGAGAUAAUCCUGCAAGCACACAAAAAGACUUGCAGAGAUGGCUUGAGGGAAAAUUUCAGUUGAAAGUUAGUCAAGGAACAAUAUCAAACACACUUAAGCGGCCAAAUGACUAUCUUUCUGCUGAAAUAGAAAAGGGAAGAGCAGAGAUCAAAAGACACAAACCAGCAAAAUAUCCUGACAUGGAGAAGGUUGUUUAUGAGUGGUUUCUCCAGCAUCAAGAACAUGUGAAUAUCACAGGAGAAUUAAUUUUGCAGAAGGCAAGAGAUACAAUGAAACUCGUGUAUCCUCAUGAUGAUUCAAAUUUUAACUUCUCUAUAGGAUGGCUUGGGAAAUUCAAGUACCGACAUGGCAUAAGGUCAUUUCGUCGUUUUGACGAGAAUGGGUCUAUUGAUGUAUAA
This is a messenger RNA of Vicia faba (fava bean), 474 nucleotides long. Lineage: Eukaryota; Viridiplantae; Streptophyta; Magnoliopsida; Fabales; Fabaceae. The record is from the annotation of a GenBank genome assembly.